AUGUGGCUACUGAUCAGCCUCAUCGCGCCUCUUGUUUGGCCGGCUACGUGCGUCCACACUGCAGCUUUACAUUUGCAUCAUCCAAGAAGCUCAGGGGUCUGGCGGCAGGAAAGACAUGGGAAUCAUGGGAAGCCAUCCACUCUCAACUGCACCUGGUAUGCUGUCCGGCAGAGAGUAGAUCAUUUCGGAACCCUUGAGGCCCUCUUUCCACAAUGGUACUGUGUUUACGACAAGUGGUGGAAGCCUGCCCUGCAGAGUGGCUUCAACGCUUCGACCACGUCCCCUGGACCCAUCUUCUUCUAUACGGGAAAUGAGUCACCGGUCGGUGAGUAUGUCAACAACACGGGGUUGAUGUGGGAGCUGGGAGAGCGGAUGGGCGCGCUGCUCGUCUUUGCAGAGCACCGAUGCGAGCCGGACUCGAAUUUUUUCCAAUGGAUGGAAUGCCCGAGGUGUGUCUCCUACUGUACGACGGCUCAAGCGCUGCAAGACUACGCCGAUAUCAUGGCACUACUAAGGAAGCGGCAUUCGCAACGUGCACCUGUCGUUGUUUUUGGUGGGAGCUACGGUGGAAUGCUUGCUGGAUGGAUGAGAAUGAAGUAUCCAGAGGUGGUUGAUGGUGCCAUUGCUGCAUCGGCGCCCAUUUGGCAGCUGUCCACCACCGUCACGCGACAGACAGUGGAUUGGCCGGCUGUUGCAAUCAGCCGUGGUGUGUCCUCAGCCGGAGGAUCAUCUGACCAGUGCCUGGCGAAUUUGCAGGUGGCCUGGGCGUUGCUGCGUGGUCUGGAAUCUUCCGUUGCUCUGCGACUCUUAAGCCGCCACUUGAACACCUGCACGCAGCUCCAGGAAAUCGAAAGCUUGAUUUCCUGGGCAACUGCCUCCUUCUUCCUCUUGGCUGAAGGUAACUAUCCAUACCCAUCGUCCUACAUCACCUAUGCUGUUGGAUCUGGAUCUCCACUUCCGGCGUGGCCGAUGAAAGUGGCAUGCAAAGGCUUGUCCCGUGAUUUUGGGAUAGACGUGUCAGGAUCACGCAAGGAGGUGAACUACACGGCCAGGAUGGGAGCCUUGCAGGUGACGGUGGACUGGGCAAGUUGGUGGAGUAACGGAGACGAAUUGACAGAAGAGCAGCUGAUGGCCUCCGGUAUCCUGGACUUGGCGACCGCCGUCACCGAGGCGGCCGGAGUUUGGUACAACGCCUCCGGUGACCAGCGUUGCUGGAACCUUACAAACGCUCAGUCGAACAUCGCCAGGUCCAACAUGGCGAGGAAGGAGCACCAGCUGACAGAUUCACUGCCCCACGCUGACAGGGGAUCCAUCAUCUCUCGGGGCCCUCGAGACACGUGCUCUGCCUGCCCUCCUUGCUCGACUUGCCCAGCUUGCCCAGUGUCACGGUGUGCAGGCUCAGAGCCCCCAUGCAACUUCACCGGCCAAGUGCCCAAGACCUUUGCCUGGGAUUCCGUGGUGUGCAACGACGACUUGUCUCAAGUUUCUGCUCAAGGAUUGGGCAGGGAUUUGUACUGGCCGCCGAGCGUUGCCGACCGGAACUUCAGUAUCGCCAGCAUAGUCGGGCCGCAUAAGCUUGUGCCAGCUACCUGUACGGAUCGCUUCAACUCCAUGGGCUUGCGAGGAGCACCAACGACGACUGACCCGUGGAGCGGAUGGAUGACCGCAUACUAUGGCGGGCGCAAUAUCUCCCAGCAUCGAAACAUUGUUUGGAGCAACGGGGCAUUGGACCCGUGGUCCGGCAUGGGGGUGUAUCCAGAAGGUGGUGGCCCUGACGGCCCCUUCAUUCAAAACAUUAGCGAGGACGGAUCGCAGAUUGCCCUGGUGCUGAACUUGGGAGCGCAUCAUUUGGACCUUAUGUUCUCAGACAGCCGAGAUCCCCCGUGCGCGCCCGCCGCGCGGAAGGUUGAGUCCCAGAUGAUCCGCCAGUGGUGCCAAGAGGCGUACUCCCGCCAGGACCCAGCAAGCCUCCACCCGGUCCGAAAAGGACAGGAGGCCCUCUUUGCCUAG
This is a messenger RNA of Symbiodinium natans, 2010 nucleotides long. The record is from the annotation of a GenBank genome assembly. Lineage: Eukaryota; Dinophyceae; Suessiales; Symbiodiniaceae.